GACAGCAGUAACACAGUGUAGGUGUCUGGCUGUCACCCAGGGGCCCUGUGUCAACAGCAAAGGGAAGAAGAAGAGACGCAGAGGAGGAAACCAGAGAGUAACACUGCUGCAGAAAAUGGAUCUGCGGUCGGAGCUACUCAAGUCUAUCUGGUACGGCUUCACAGCCCUGGAUCUGGAGAAGAGCGGUAAGGUGUCCAAGUCUCAGCUUAAGGUAUUGUCCCACAACCUGUGCACAGUCCUGUGUAUCCCACAUGACCCAGUUGCUUUGGAGGAGCACUUCAGGGAUGAUGAUGAUGGUCCAGUUUCCAGUCAGGGUUAUAUGCCUUAUCUCAACAAAUACAUUCUGGAUAAGGUUGUGGAAGGCUCUUUUAAUAAGGAAAGCGUAGAUGAGCUCUGUUGGACUCUUACUGCAAAGAAAAACUACCAGACGGUCAAAGACAGCGACACUGUUCUACCAGAGAGGGAUGCUUUUCGUCUUUGGUGUCUUUUUAAUUUUCUGUCUGAGGACAAAUACCCCCUGGUUAUGGUUCCUGAUGAGGUGGAGUACCUCCUCAAGAAAAUGUGCAUGGCCAUGAGUAUCGAGUUCAACUGUGUUGAAUUAGAGGACUUCUUCUCCCAAGACUCCGUGCAGCAGAGUGGCAUUACUGUUUGGGUUUUUCUGGCGAUGAUGAACUCUGGAAAGACAACCAGAGGAAUUGAUAAGAGCAUAAUCAGCAUGGCAAUAGAGGAAGUAUACAGGGAGAUAGUCGGUGAUGUCCUCAAAGAGGGUUAUUUGUGGAAAAAAGGCCAGCUGAGGAGAAACUGGAAGGAACGCUGGUUCACCUUAAGGCCGAGCAACUUGUCCUACUACACUGGGGAGGACCGUAAGGACUGCCAGGGAAACAUAGCUUUGGAUGGGAACUGCUGUGUGGAGGAAGUAGACGAUGAGCAAAUAUUGUUUGGUCGUUCAAAAUGGAUCAAAAACCUCCUUUUCCCAGUGCUGCCAGACCGAGAUGGGAAGAGGUGCAUGUUUUGUCUUAAAACUCUCUCCAAGUCUUAUGAGAUGAGCGCAUCAGACACCAAACAGAGACAGGAGUGGACUGCAGCCAUUCAAACAGCCAUCAGGCUGCAUGUGGAGGGGAAAAAGUCCCUCCACAAAGACCUGAAGCUGAAGCGGCGCGAACAGCGUGAGCAGCGGGAGAAGAGACUGCAGGCCAAGGAGGAGGAGCUGCAAAGGUUGCGGGCCCUGCAGGAGGAACGGGAGCGUAAGCUGGCCGAGCUCGAGCUCCUAAAGGAGGCGCAAAAGCAGGCUCAGGCCCUCCUGGAGCAGGACGAGCAGAGGAGGCGCCAGCAGCAUGAGCAGCUCCAUCAGGCCCUGCAGGUCCAGCUGCGAGAGGCGGAGGAGGCCCGGGUCAGUAUGCAGGCAGAAAUGGUUCUGAAAGAGGAGGAAGCAGAGAAGCAGAGGAAGAGAAUCCAGGAGCUGGAGGAGAUGCAGAAGCGCUUGGAGGAGGCGUUGCAGCAGGAGAUCAAAGCCAGGCUGGACGAGGAGUCCUUCCGCUAUGCUCAAACAGGGUUACUGGCUGAGGAGGAGGAGAAAAUGAAGGCACUGAUGACCCUGCAGGAGGACCAGGAGGAGUACAUCCUGAAGACGCAGAGGGAGAAGCAGGAGCUCAGGCAGGAAAUGGAGGCAAAGUCUCGAGCCCUGGAGGAGGCGCAGAGGCAGCUGGAGGAGGUCCGCGCCAACCGGCACAGGGUUGACCAGGACGUAGUGGCUGCGCAGAGGAAACUGCGCCAGGCGAGCACUAACGUCAAGCACUGGAACGUCCAGAUGAACAGACUGAUGCGACCUAUCGGACCAGGCGAGAAGAGACCGUCGUUAGGGAGCUCUUUCUCAGCCUUCCAGAUCCCGACGCAGAGAGAUCCUGGGCUGCGUCUCAGAAGGAGAUCUGGAUCAGAGGAUCAGGACGAGGAGAGCAAAGAAAAUGUUGACAACCGAGCCGGGUGUGAUUUAGAAAAGCGCCGCUCCCAUGCCUCUAACGGAGACAUGGACAUCCCCUGAAAACAUGAAUCAGAGAGGCUGCCCAGCUCACAUCUGGUCUCACUGUGAGGUUUUCUGACAGGAAGGGCUAGAGCAGGCUGUCGAAUAUGUGAACAAUAUGGGAAAACAGUGGGACAUCUACACUUAAAACAGAAUUUACGGUACUACCAUUAAAUGUUGAAUCUACUGACCUCAAUUCACAGACAAACACAGCUAAAGUGAGAAGAUGCGUUUGCAAUAUUCACUGCUGAACUAACGCUUUGACGCAACCUGUGUGAGGCCUGCUCGGAAAAUACACGAUACCUCAGUACGAAGAAGAGGGGUAGUUGAUGUUUAAUUACUAAUACAUACAUAAUGGUAGCGCAUUUGUUUAGCCCGGUAAUAUUGAGAGUAAACUUUUGGGGGGUUUAUUGAGGCGAGGUUUCCUGAUAUUUGUGAAAAGUUCGUCAACAAGUAUGAGUUUCAGUCUAUAAGAGUAUCACACCUCGCAAACAGGAAAGAGAAAGAGAGAAGGGGGGAAGAGAGAGACUCUGUUUGAGCUUCCUGUUUCUACUGUCAUUUAACAUAACUGUAAAUAAAAGAGUGAAUUAAUACCAUGA
Messenger RNA from Scophthalmus maximus (turbot), 2616 nucleotides. RefSeq names its product differentially expressed in FDCP 6 homolog. The transcript is spliced from 12 exons. Bases 116 to 2038 code for a protein of 640 amino acids. Lineage: Eukaryota; Metazoa; Chordata; Actinopteri; Pleuronectiformes; Scophthalmidae. Gene Ontology annotation, cellular component: nucleus; cytoplasm. The record is from RefSeq and is a predicted model, not a curated record.